GAAAAGUUGUAAUCAUGGCGCGUGUACCACCGCCUGCGUUGAAGAAAGAUAAAAAGGAGAAGAAGGUUCCGAAGGAUAAUUCUAAAAAUGUAAUGCGGAAUCUUCAUAUCAGAAAGCUUUGCUUGAACAUAUGUGUUGGUGAAUCCGGUGACAGGCUGACUCGUGCCGCCAAGGUGUUGGAGCAACUCACAGGACAACAGCCUGUAUUUUCCAAGGCUAGGUAUACAGUGCGGUCUUUUGGUAUCCGUCGUAAUGAAAAGAUUGCUGUCCAUUGUACAGUCCGAGGAGCUAAAGCAGAAGAAAUCCUUGAGAGGGGUUUGAAAGUCAGAGAAUAUGAAUUGCGGCGUGACAACUUCUCCGCCACGGGUAAUUUUGGCUUCGGUAUUCAAGAACACAUUGACUUGGGUAUCAAGUACGAUCCCUCAAUUGGAAUUUAUGGACUGGACUUUUACGUCGUACUUGGCCGGCCAGGUUUCAACGUAGCACACAGAAGGCGUAAGACAGGAAAAGUGGGAUUUCCCCACCGCCUCACAAAGGAAGAUGCUAUGAAGUGGUUCCAACAGAAAUAUGAUGGUAUCAUACUUAAUAGCAAAGCAAAGUAAAAUAUAAGUAAAUAAAAGUAAUAAAACUC
Molecule: messenger RNA, 631 nt
Organism: Bombyx mori (domestic silkworm)
Lineage: Eukaryota; Metazoa; Arthropoda; Insecta; Lepidoptera; Bombycidae
Gene: RpL11
Product: ribosomal protein L11
Biological process (GO): translation
Cellular component (GO): cytosolic large ribosomal subunit; ribosome
Molecular function (GO): RNA binding; structural constituent of ribosome
Source: RefSeq, marked provisional